UUCUCUGACCAUCUCAAACAUUCAUACCCAAUGCAGCGCCGCGCUCGGCAUGGCAGCUCCGGCGAACUCGCCGUGUUUGGAGCGACACGCUACUUCGACGGCCUAGCCGACCUUGCUGCCAGCCCGGUCACUGCAAGGCAGCCUGAACCUAAAGACUUGAUGAUCCAAGUGAAAGCUAUGAUGCAUCACAAGGAGGAAAGCUACCACAGCACCCAGGAGCUGGGAGCCAAGACUAAGAGCAACCUCACCCCCUUCUUCGGCUCCUCCCUUGUGUCACCGGUGGUGAGCUUUUGCAAGAAUCCUCCGGCGGGGAUCCACGACGAGGCUCAUCACCGGGUCUCCUCGUUAUCCUCGCGUGGGAGCAGUGAUGUUGUCACAGCUGCUGUUGCAGCUGCUUGCGGCCGUGAUUUGGGUGAGGUGGUGGGGGACAGGAGGCUGCAAGGCGUUCGGGUAGUGAGGGGGGCCUGUGGCGGCGAGGAGAGGUGGGUGGUGAGAUGCUAUGGGCAUGCUUUGGAAGAGCAACACCAUGUCGUUUUUGAGAAGAUUGAUGUUGAUGCCAAAUUAAGUGAUUGCCAUCAAGUGAAAAAAGUGGAAGAUGGCGCUGAUCUUGGUUGGGGCAGCGACACUAGCUCUGAUCUGUUUGAGUUGGAUUUGGACGGUGCAAAUAAUCACUAGAUGGAUCGAAGAACUAUACUACCGUGAAGGAUAAUCUUUUCGGUCCGAACCAAAUUAGACCAUUUCAAGUCCAACGAGAACCCCUCCUUGCCAUGCCACUGUGCCAGUAAAAUUCGACGGGACCAAAGGUUGCCCAUCUCCCAUCGGUGAAUCGCGCGUUGUGACGAUCGAUGGGUGACUACCUGUGUUUAUAGAUGGGAGAGGAAUACGAAUACGAUGGUAUUUCAAAGUGGAUGCUGAGGAGCCAGCAGGUACGAAAUGAAUCUACUUUAAUUUGGAUGUCCUGCCUUAUUACUAUAUACGUCAGUAACCAUAAAUCUUGACUCAUUAUCGUAGCUCGCAAACUGAUUCAUCAUCAGUGGGGCCUGGAGGAGGACACCAUUGAGGAGAGAGUCAUGAAGAGGCUUGAGGAGUAGACGAUCAAGUACGUCCGCAUGUACAAAGACAAGGAGAUGAAGGCUUGAUUAUGGCGACUUGUUUUAGCUCAAUCCACAGCUAGUAUAUAUUUGACGUCAGUAGUUUAUGGAAGUGUGACGUAUUGACGUGCUACAUGUGUAUGCAAGGAAUAUAACCUAGCUUAAUUGUGAUAAUUAAGAAAA
This is a messenger RNA of Triticum aestivum (bread wheat), 1274 nucleotides long. RefSeq lists its product as uncharacterized. The transcript has 2 exons. Lineage: Eukaryota; Viridiplantae; Streptophyta; Magnoliopsida; Poales; Poaceae. Bases 31 to 675 code for a protein of 214 amino acids. The record is from RefSeq and is a predicted model, not a curated record.